ACCUAAGGCGAACAAUUAACAACGUUCAGUUGGUUUUCGGAGGCGGUUUUGAAUUGUUUAUAAAGAUUUUUUUUGUACUUUAGUCUUAAUUUCCUUCCAGUAGAGUUAGCUUAGCCUGUAGCUACUAGCCGACAGGAAAACAGUGAGUCCAGCAGGUUGUUUGUGUUUAAGAAGAGAAACGUUUGUUGUAAUUUUGUGAAAACCUCAGAAAGCCAGCGUUGGAGAAAAGGGAGCUGCCAAAGAUGGAGGACUCAACACAAGACGUCCAGCAGCUGUUGCGGAUUAAAGAGGAAGAGAACUGGAGUCCCAAGCCAGACCAGGAGAACCAGAAACCUCCACAGAUUAAAGAAGAGCAGGAAGAGAAUGAGAUCACAGGGUUAAAAUUCAGUCCAGUUCCUGUGAAAAGUGAAGAUGAUGAAGACAAACCUCGGAUCCCAGAGCUUCAUCACAGCCAAACUGAGAAAAACAGAGACCUUGUAGAACCAGGACCAGAUUGGUGUUUAAAAUCAGUUUGUAGCAAAGCUGUUACUUUAAAAACUGAUUUAACAAAACACACAAAAAUACAUUCAGAGGAAAAACUUUGCACAUGUUCUGUCUGUAAUGCAGAUUUUAAAACUGAAAACAUUUUAGUAGAACACACAAUAACUCAUGAUAGCGAAAGGCCUUUCAGCUGUUCAGUCUGCAGCCAAAACUUCAAAUGUAGGUCACAUCUGUCUACUCAUAUAUGUGGUAAUACCAGAAACAAGCCUUACAGCUGCUUGGUCUGUGGAAAGACCUUUGCUUAUCUGACGAGCCUAAAAUGUCACCUUAGACGUCACACCGGAGAAAAACCGUAGAGCUGCUCCAUCUGCACAGUGAUGUUCACGUGGAAAAACCUUCAAGAACAAUGCAAGAACACAUAUGGAAGAAAACCCUCCAGUUGCACAAACUGCAGUCAAAACAUCUGCCAGACUGAUUUGAAGAAUGAGCUGUUUAUUUUUCAGCUUCUCUGUCUAAAGUACUUCUUUAGAGGAAAUAAUCCUUCCAGGAAGAUGCUGGACCUCCAGCUGAAGAGAAGCUGUGUAACUAUAAAACAUUUAUUGCAAUUGGAACUAAAUAUGAUGAUAUGAUUUGAUUGUCUUGGUUUGAAUUUAAUCUUGACUCAAUUGGAUCCAGUGUAAGGUCAUUUUUAAAGUAAAAUCAAGAACAUAAUGGUCAGCCCUGAACAGAGGGAAAGAAAAUGGCCUUUUUUAAUCACUCCUGGAAGGACAAAAACCUCAAAUUAGGCAACUGCUGUUUAUGAAUUGAAACAGCUCUACUUAAGUUUUUUUUAUUUGUUUUCCUUUAAAGGACCCAAUUAAGUCAUUUAAAUUUUUUGUCAGACUUUUUUUCCUCGUUUCUUUUUUUGCCUUAAUUUUGACAACUUUAGAUGUAAUCACAUUUGUCUAGAAUAAAAACUUUAAUUUAGAGUUAAAGAAUAAUUGCUCCCAAAAGAAAUUAACUGUUUCUUAUACCGGGUCAUUCUAAACUGCAGAGGAUUAGUUUUUGUACUCAGUACUUUAUUUUUCAUGUUUCAUUUGUUUCAGUAAUUUAAUUCACAGAAGAAAGAAAACAUUGUAUAGAAAAAAUAAACAUAAAAUUAUGUUUUCAACAUUUAUUUCUUUUAUAAUUUUCAGAACAAUUCAAACAUUUUAAGACAGAAAUGUGGGUUUAUUAAAUAGCAUGUUUUAAACUUCCUGAAAGGUUAUUUUCGAGAGGUAUCUUUAAUCAAACAAAGAUACCUCUAGAAACUAAGUUUCUAGUUUUUUUUUUUUUAUUAAUAUAACUAAAUGCAGCUCCUGCGGUUCAGAUCGAGCUUUUAUUCUGAAGGUGAAAAUCAUCUGACGUAUAGCGGAAGUAGUUAUCUGCUAGCAGCAGAAGCGAGGCGACCGAAUUUUGUUUCCUUUUCCAGUGUAAAAUGUUACUUAAGUCGUUUUUACGACAAUAUUUAAAUGUAUUCUUAAAGCCGAGGUGAUUUUACAUCAACUGUGAAGUUUUAAGUUCUGUAAUUUUAUCUGAAAUUCCUGCCGGUAGUUUUAGCUUAGCUUGUUAGCUGGAAGCAGACAGGAAAACAGGCAGUUUGAUGGAGAACCGACUGACUCUUGUGAUUAUGAAGAGAAACGUUUCUGUUGUAUUUUUAUUUUAAAAAAUCUCAGAAGACAACUAACAGAGAUGGAGGAAGCAGUUUAUCAUGUCCAGGAUCUGAUGGUGAUCAAAGAGGAGAAGAACUGGAGUCCCAGACCAGACCAGGAGGACCAGAAGUCUCCACAGAUUAAAGAGGAACAGGAGGAGGAUGACAUCACUGCGUUUAUAUUCAAUGCUGUGAAGAGUGAAGAUGAUGAAGAGAAACCUCAACUUCCAGAGCUUCAUCACAACCAAACUGAGGAAAGCGAAGACUUUGUUGGACCAGAACCAGAUCAACAUUUAGAAUCAGCUGUUGAAGAGAAAACUUCUGAUUCUUCUUCAGAGACAGAUGUCAGUGAUGGAAACUGGGAGGACAGGAGUGAAGCUCAGUCAGGUUUGGGGUCUGGAAGCAAUAACGCAGAUUCAGUUUGUGAGAAAAGUAAAAUGUUACAUCGCUGCUCUGAGUGCAGUAAAACUUUCAGUCGCAGACGAUAUUUGUUAGAACACAAAAGAAUCCACACUGGAGAAAAACCCUACAGCUGCUCUAUCUGUGACAAAACCUUUACAUGGAAACAAUCUCUGACUUUACACAUGAGGACGCACAGCGAAGAAAAACCUUUCAGCUGCUUUGUUUGUACCAAAGCUUUUACUUCCAAAGCUACUUUAAAAGAACAUUCAAAAGUCCACACUCAGCAUAGACCUUACAGAUGUCCUGUCUGUAACGCAGCUUUUAAAAGAAAGAACAAUUUAAUCGAACAUAUAAGAAUCCACUCUGGAGAGAAGCCUUACAGCUGUCCUGUCUGUAGCAGAGCUUUUACCUCCAAGGGAAAUUUACAAAAGCACACAAAAACACAUGCAAAAGAAAGACCUUACAUAUGUUCUGUGUGUAAUGCAGGUUUUAAGAGUAAAAACACUUUAGUAGAACACACAAGAACGCACACUGGGGAGAAGCCUUUCAGCUGCUCGGUCUGCGGUCGAAGUUUCAGCUGUAGGUCACAUCUAACUUUUCACAUUAGAGGUCAUACAGAAGAAAAACCUUACAGCUGCGUGGUCUGUAAGGCGGCUUUCAAAAGGAGACACACUUUAGUGGAACACACAAGAACCCACACUGGAGAGAAACCUUACAGCUGCUCAGUGUGUGGUAAGAGCUUCGCUCAUUGUUUAAGUCUAACAUGUCACAUGAGACGUCACACAGGAGAAAAACCGUAUAGCUGCUCCGUCUGUAAGGCAUCAUACAUGUGGAAAAGUGCAUUCAUGAAACACACAAAAACGCACACGGGUGAGCAACCUUUUAGCUCCACAGACUGGUUGAAGUGGAGUGAAGCAGUGGGACAGACAAACACCACUAACAAAAUAAACUGAUUCAUUGGACUGGAGGGAAGUGAUUCCAAGUUUGUCCUGAAAAGAAUGAAGACUCUUGAUGCAGUGAAUCAUUGAAAACUGAGCAAUUUAUUUUUUAAAUCCUGAA
This is a messenger RNA of Poeciliopsis prolifica (blackstripe livebearer), 3610 nucleotides long. Its product is annotated as zinc finger protein OZF-like. Gene Ontology annotation, molecular function: RNA polymerase II cis-regulatory region sequence-specific DNA binding; DNA-binding transcription factor activity. NCBI's taxonomy places the organism in Eukaryota, Metazoa, Chordata, Actinopteri, Cyprinodontiformes, Poeciliidae. Bases 2191 to 3504 code for a protein of 437 amino acids. Gene Ontology annotation, biological process: regulation of transcription by RNA polymerase II. The transcript has 3 exons. The record is from RefSeq and is a predicted model, not a curated record.